Molecule: messenger RNA, 5465 nt
Organism: Argiope bruennichi
Lineage: Eukaryota; Metazoa; Arthropoda; Arachnida; Araneae; Araneidae
Product: 4-hydroxyphenylpyruvate dioxygenase-like protein
Exons: 5
Coding region: 113-1402 (429 amino acids)
Biological process (GO): aromatic amino acid metabolic process
Molecular function (GO): 4-hydroxyphenylpyruvate dioxygenase activity
Source: RefSeq, a predicted model, not a curated record
UUAUCCUUUUGGUUCAUUUCGUUUGAGUGAAGAACUGCAAAACAAAAACCAAAAAAUUCGUCCCGAGGCGUUACAUCACGGUCGAACACGAAUACCACGGGUUUUGUCCGAAAUGCCUGAUCCCGUAGUUCAUCACAUUGAGCUGUGCGUGUUUGAUGCUGAUGAUGCUCUGAAUCGAUUGAGAAAAUUUGGAUUUAUUCUUUUUGCAAAAAGACAAACUGCUUCAUGCAAACAGCUCGUCGCAAGACUUGGUACAGUUUUUUUUGUAAUUACAGAGAGGGGUCUUCAUUACAAACCACACAGUCUUUGGAAAAAUGUCGGAGGUGAAACUCUUCGAGCAGAGCCCUUGACAACAUUGUGUUGUGAAGAUUCCCCUGCUCAUGAAGUGGAUACUGUGUUCAAUUUAGCCUUUUCCGUCAAGAUGAGUGACGUCAAAGAUAUUAGUGAACGCAUUUUGAGUCAGGGAGGGCAAAUCAUACAAGCUCCAACAGAAAUGUCAGACGAAAAGGGCACGGUGACGUAUUCGAUUGUUAAAUCAAACUGUGGGAAUAUUAUCCAUACUCUUAUCAAUACAGAUCAAUAUAAUGGAGAAUUUCUCCCAGGAUUUGAUAUUAUUGAUCAGUGUGACUCUUCAAAUGAUCUGAAAAUAUAUGGUAUAGAUCAUGUAACCUUUGCUUGUUAUUCCGGAAAUUCUAUACAAGUAAUUGAUUUCUAUGAGAAAUGCUUUGGUAUGAAUCGUUUUCAGAUUAGCAGCAAUGACGAUGGGAAUAACGGCCUUAUUAUUUCGGAUGGUGUUGGUUUGAGACUUAGAGCGAUGGAGUAUUGGAGAUGUGCUGAAACUGGCCUAUCUUACAAAAAGAAAGACUGUAAUGAAAACGCUUUUAUGUUAGUCGUGGUCGAAAGUCUGCAAGGGCAAACUAACUGUAAUGUUGAAGCUUAUUUGAGGCAUCACAGAAAUGAAGGUAUCGAACAUGUUGCUUUUAAAACAAAUAAGAUCGUGGACACGGUCUCCAAAUUGAAAAACAGAGGAGUCAUCUUCCGAAAUCCUCCAAGAGCUUAUUAUGAUGAGCUCAGAAAUAUGAAAAAGAUAUCUGAAUUGGGUGAAGAUCUGAGCGUACUUUCGGAACUCGGUAUUUUACUUGACAAUGAAGAUGAUGCAGCAGAUGAGAAUGGAAGUCCAAAGAAAAAGUACCUGAUGCAAAUUUUUGCUAAGCCACUCUUCGAUUUGAAAACAUUUUUCAUCGAAAUUAUCCAACGAUCUGGAGCCAGAGGUCUCGGUUCGGGGAACAUAUUGGCACUUGUCAGAUCCAUCAGAGAAGAAGAGAGGAGAAAUAUGAUGAAAAGUGAAGGAAAGACGCAAGAAAUCACCAAGGAAAAUUUUACAAGUCCGAGACAAUGUUAAUAAUCUUCAAUUUGGAUUCAUAAGAAUAAAAACAAUUUCUCUGUUUUCUCAUUUUCCCAGCUAAGCAACUUUCGGUACUUCUUCGUUAAUGGAACUCUAGUCAUGUUCAAGCCGAAAUCUGAGCUUUAUUUGUCUUGCUACCGUCAUUUACUUCUAAGAAAGCUUCCGUUUAGAUUUAGUGAUCUGUAGCUCAGAUUUGGCAGAAUUUGUCUGGUGUUCCAGAAACAGAAAAGUACUUUUCCUUUUCAAAAAUUCUGUCUACUGUGUUUUAUGUUAAGCUAGAGGUUGACAUUAAAUCACGACUUUCUAAUGCUAUAAUUGUGAAAAUCUAAAGAGGAGAACAGAGAGCAAGAUGAAUUUAAAUGAAUUUACUGAAAUGAAUUCAAAUUACUCUUGGUAAUCAAAUAUUUAUCAAAGUUAUUUCAUUUUUAACAUUUAUUAAUCAAAAAAAUUUGAAUUAUAAAUUUGUUAAUCCAAAAAAAUUUUCAUUAGCUAAAAGCGGAUAGUUUUGAAAAUCAGUAUUAAUCAAUCUGCAAUAAGUGUGAAUUAAUCUCUCUGAUGGUAUAGAAGAUCUAAAAUGUCAAUGUUUCCAAUAUAAUUUCUUAGAAUGAAAAACUUUAAUUUAUAUACGGAAAUACUUUGUUGGCUGGAAAUUUUAAUAAAAAUAUUUUGCAGCAUUCUUGUAUUAAAUAAACUUUUUAAAAAAGGAAAUAUCUGCAAAAAUUCCUUCUGAGUAAGUGUUUUAAUUUGACAUUUAAGUUAAUUCUUUCUUACCUUCAGGAGACAAAUUAUAAUUAACGUAACAUUUCAGAAAUCUCGUGUUAAUACACAUAAAGCAUAAACUUUAUUUCAUUUUUUUUUAUUCUGCAUUAAAUUUGCAUAAUAAUAAUACAUGUAAACGCUGAAGAAAUAUAUGUUUGGUUCCUUAAAUAGGUAUUAAAACUCUGUUAAUAAGAGUUCUUCCUUUAUAAUCUGGCUUUGUAAUAGUUACAUUUAUAUAAAGUUUAUCGCAUUUGUCAUAUUUUCAAAAACCUUUGUUGAAGCAAAGGUAAAAUAUAAUAAAAAUAAUACGAUUUGGCUGCGGAUGUAAAGCAGGCUCUGUUUCUUUACAUGCCUAGCUCAAUGUUACCGAAUCAUAUUAAAUAGUCUACACAGCUUUUCAAAAAUGAAAGAAGAGUUGCUUUUUAAUGAUAUAAAUAAAUGGUGGAAACCAUAAAAGUAGAUAAUGGAUUGCAAAAUAUUUCAUCCCAACAUAUGAUGAGUUUAGUACCACUAAAUAAACACUCAUAUUACAUAAUAAAACGUUAUUAUUUUUAGUGAUAAAUUAAGUAGUAUAAAUAAAGCAAAUGAACUGAGAAAUAAAUUCUAUGAAUACCCUUUUAAGGACAUUCAGAUUUUAAAGAAAAUGAUACCUCCUAAAUGAAUGAUUAAGAUUUUAAAAAGUGACUUAGUGAAUACAAUUUUAGACACAUUUUAUCAUUUCUUCCUCAACGAAAAUUCCCCGCUUUACACAUUACAAAAAGGGAAGGUUUAUUCUUCCGCUUAUAACAAAAAAAUCCCAUAUAUGGCUUAACUGAUAAGUGAACUAUCCCUACAGGAAUCAGCAAUGUUUUAAUAAAAUCUGAUUGAAAUAAAAUCUUUACAGAUAAAAACAAUGAGAAGUUUGAUUGCCACCAUUGCCCAUGUAGAAAAUAUUUGAAGUAGUAUUCUACAAUUACAUAGAAUCUUUUGCUUUGAUAAUAUCAGAUAUAAUGUCGUUAGUAACUAAAAUAACCUUUUCCCUCUACUUCAAAUUAUGACUAGAACCAUUUGGAAAGUUGAAGGGAAAGUCAUACCAAUUUAUUAUUUUUGUGCAGUUUUGGUAAAAUUGUUUAAAUUAAUCGAAAGUGUAUUGUACUCGGCAUGCUUUCAAGAACUGUUACUGAAGAAAUUAUUAAUUCGCAUCAAAAAGUGUUCGGUCUGGUAGAUAUAAUAAUUCUUCUCUAUUUAUUUGCAUCCCUAGAUUCAAGUAACUGUUUGUCAAAAAUGAAAAUGCCGUCUAAGAAUAUAACUAGAUAAUGUGUCCUUGUUCAUCAUGAAAAUCUUUAUAAAUUCUAUCACUGCAGAGAUUUGAACUUGCAUUAACAACGUAAUAUACAUUACAUUGUUUUGAAGAAUACAUUCAAAUAGUUAAGUGAAUAAAAUGAAUGACGUACAUAGAAUAGAUAAGUAAUGACACUUCAGUUGUUUUUGGCAAAUGAAAGCCAGGUUAUAUCAAUUUCCUUAACUUUACAAUAUAUUUGCUUUGAAUAACGGACCCGUGCAUUUCAAUACUUUAGUUGAAAAUAUGAUUAAAUUAUAUUAUAUUUUGGUCCACUCAAUGUUAAAUUAAAAAACUAUUAAUUUUCAAUAAUAUUUCCUUUAUUAACUUGGUAAUGCUUGAUUAGGUCAUUUUCUAUAAUACUACUCCUUUGAAUGUAUCCAUCAUUUACUGUAUCAGAUGUGAUGAAAUUAUUUUAUGACACAUAUUAGAUUUCAUGAAACAUAAGCUAUGGUGAAAAUGAUACUUUUUUUGUUAUGCAAAGUACGUUGAAUGAGAUAAAAUUGUUCUAGCUGGCCUGAAAAUGUGUCGACACUUUUUUUCUUCUUCAAAGAUUUGCACUCUAUCUACUAUCUUCACCUGAAAAACUUCUGGCUUACCCUACCAACCAGCAAAGUAGUACAUUUACUCUAUCAAGAGUCAUCUUACUUGAUUUCACGAUUUUGCCGUAAUUCAGCUUGGAUGAAUAUUUAAGCUCCAUUUGGUGAAAGCAUCUGAAAAGUAGAUACCAAGCAGAGCAGAAAUAUGUUAUUCUUUCUGUUGACUGUGCGUUUACUACAUUCACAUAAUUUUUAAUCAAAUAAUAUUGUAAAACCGAUUGUUAUGUUAAUUUUGUAAGGGAUUUUUAACAUAACUGGUAAAUAAUUGAUCUAAAAUAUAAGCUGAACAAUUUUUCGCUUAAUAUCCGUAUUGUUUGGAUUUAAUUUUUAAACUGAAAUUUUCUAUUCAGGAAUGAUUUCUGCCCGACGCAUUUUUCUCUCACAUAAUUUCCAUAGAUAAAAAAAAUUGUUUGAAAUAAGUAAAUUUUUUCGAUCUUCAAAUUCAUAACUUCAAUUUAUAUAUUCUUCGGAUGCUGGAAAGAAUUUUCAUUACUGAACAAUGUAAGGAAAAGUUCAAUGAGGCAUAACAUUUCGAAUGCUGUUUAGAGGAGGAUCUAUUGCACUUUGGAGCAGUAAUCGUUUUGUUUUUGUUUAUAUAUAUAAUAUGCAUGCUAUAAGCAUUUAUUUACGAGUUGUGUGUAAGUACAAUAUAAGUAUUUUUUCAUUUCCUCCAAUGUAUUUAAUUAAACUUGAAAGAGUGAUCACUUUGUAUUUUAAUGAAAAUGAUAAUGAAUUACGCGAGAUAAUUAUACUUAAAAAUGAAUACAUAAUUAAUAUAUACUUAAACAAAGAAACUCCAGAUUUCGGUCUUCAUAAGAUAUUUGAUUACAUAUUAAGUAGCAAUGAAAUAUCGUAAUUAUUAUUGUAACUUUACUACAAUAAUUUGCUAUAUCAAUUACUAUUUUUUAAUAUUUUUUGUGUUUAAAGGGCCUAGGAAUAUAUGGAAGAUUUUAUUAUAUUUAUCAGGUAACGGAUUAUUUGUUUAUUAUCUCUUUGAUGUAGAUUUUUUUUGUGAAAUGAAAUGUAGUUCAUAUAUUAUUCUCAGAAAAUGCUGUGUUCCUCUUAUGCUAUUUGAAUAUGCAUAUUUAUUUAAGACUUUUGUUUGAUGCUGAUUAACCGCAUAAACAUUGAUUGUGCACUAUAUUUGUAAAAUAUAAAGAUUAGAUAAGCUGUUGCAUUUUUUAUAUCCUUGAUGAAGAUGUAAUUUUCUUUACUAGGUCGAAGCAAAAUAAUUAAACCUACCAGUGUUUUUGCUUUUUCUAUGGGAAGCGUUUAUACGUUAUGCUUGUUUUGGUGUUAAACUGUAGUUGUAUGUAUCUUUUGUACUUCUCUGUGCAUUUGAAUAAUUUGGUUUUUGAUUUCAAUAAAAUAAAAUUUGCCUUCA